CUGAGAUUCAGAGGAGAAGGGACAAAAAAGCGCGCACACAAACACACACAUAUACACAUACACACACACCAUCACACACCACAGGUUAAAACAUGACUGCUUCAUCCAUGGCGCACAACCUGGGGAAACAUCCUAGCGCAAAGGAGGAAAGAAAGCUCAGAAAGCCGCUCAUUGAGAGAAAGCGGCGGGAGAGGAUAAACAACUGUUUGGAUCAGCUCAAAGAAACCGUGAUCGGAGCGUUCAGGCUGGACCAAUCCAAACUGGAGAAAGCGGAUAUUUUGGAGAUGACGGUGAAACAUCUGCAGAACAUCCAGAACAACAAAGUUAACGACCCCACGUUAGGCCUUGAGGCCCAGCAGAGAUACAGCACGGGCUACAUCCAGUGCAUGCACGAGGUUCACAACAUGCUCCUGACUUGUGAUUGGAUGGACAAAACUCUGGGCUCCCGUCUUCUCAACCACCUCCUCAAGUCUCUGCCUAGGUCCACCGAUGAGCACCCCCUCACCCUGCCCACACCCAGACUCGAUGCUGCUCUUCCAGCCACCCAAGCCGUCCCAGGGUCCCCCCUCAGAGUAGAGCAGUUCCAGAGAGAGGCUGGACCUCAGGAAAGGCCAGCACUCCACAGUUCCCACCUGGGGACACUUGAGAUGUGGAGGCCCUGGUGAACUGCUGGAUUGAUGAUCUUGGUUGUCCAUUCCGUUAGACCAUCCUUUGUUAUGUAUCUUAUAGAUAUGCUGCUCAGAAGACAAACAUGUGGGGCGGUUUUUGUUCCAGUGAUUAUUAUUGUAGGUGUGCUAUAAUGAUUCUAUACAGACCUUUUCUCAGUACUUCCCUUCAGAAGUUGACCGCUUGUAGCCUGCAUUAUAGAAGGCUCUUAUUAAUCUUUCGUGUAUUUAUUGUAUUAACAGCUUUAUUUAUUGUUAUUAUAAGGCAUGACUUUGCUUCUUAGACCACCUGCUUGGCCUUUGCAUAGAUUCCUCCUUUGCUGUACUAUUAACCUAAACAUUAUUAAUAAUAAAACUUAUU
Messenger RNA from Pundamilia nyererei, 1026 nucleotides. RefSeq names its product hairy-related 8.2 (gene her8.2). The transcript is spliced from 4 exons. NCBI's taxonomy places the organism in Eukaryota, Metazoa, Chordata, Actinopteri, Cichliformes, Cichlidae. The record is from RefSeq and is a predicted model, not a curated record. Gene Ontology annotation, biological process: regulation of DNA-templated transcription. Bases 93 to 665 code for a protein of 190 amino acids. Gene Ontology annotation, molecular function: DNA binding; protein dimerization activity.